CGGGGGCAUGUGUAUUUUUUAGGGUGUGGCUGAGAGUGAAAAUGGCAGCAAUGCUAAGAAAUUUAAACCGAAGGAGAAAGAAGGAGGAACAGAAGGCUCCUUCACCCAGUGAUCCUCCUCUGCCAGCUGAUUCUGAGGGUUUCAUCUGUCCCAUUUGUAUGGAGGGCCUAAGGUCAGCCGAGGCCCUCCAGGUUCACUGGGACGCUGCUCAUUCAGAGAACAACAAGAAGACAAAAGAGGAAGAGAAGAAGUUUGAAGCUACACUAGAUGGAGCAAGUGCCAGCACACCACCUGUUAAAAAAGAUCAGUUUCCUAAAAGAGCUCAAACUGGUACUCAGUAUAUUCCAGAGUUGCCUAGCGAAGGAUCUGAUGGAGAAUUGGACACUUACCGGACAAUGGCCCAAGAAAUGAUCGUAUUAAUUAAUGAGGAGAGGUCUGUUACUGGUUCCUUGAGAUCUCAAGUUAGUCGCUUGGAAGAUAUCGUUCAUAAAAGUGAUGACCAAAUUAGAGAAGAGCUUGUGGUUAUGAAGCAAAUGUUUGAACAGUCGGAGGAAAGUCGUGCCACUAUGUCUGUUGAAAUUGCUCGUCUAUCAAGCCAGAACACUCAUUUAUUGAAAGAGUCAGAGACCCUUAGCAGUAACAUGGAGAAGGUGUCACAGAAAGCAGGCACCAUUGCUAUGACCAAUGCUAACUUGCAGAGUAAACUGGAUGAGGCUCAGUCUAAAAUACAGUCACUUCAACAAGAAAUGAUAAAGCUACAGGAGAAGUCUGGUGAGCAAGAAGUUAGGAAUGAAAGACUAGCAGUCCAGCUCCAGCAAAGACCGGAAGCUGAUGAUGUGAAAGCAAUGCAGAGUCAGUUAUCAUCACUUCACAUUGUAAUGGAACAGAACUCAUCUGAACAUGAACUAACAGUUCAUAAAUUGAAUGAAGAAAUAAAUAAAUUGAAAAAUGACAAAGAAAGACUGGAGGAAGAUUUGAAGAAAAUGACAGACCAUAUUCAAACUGCUCCUCAGGUUCAAGACAUGACAAAGUUAGAGCUACAGCUGAGUUCAUUAACUAGCGAAUUAGAGAGAGUUAAAAAUGAAAAGGAGUCACUCACUAACCAGCUGGAGUCAUUGCAAGAGAAGCUUAGUCAGUACAUUAGCCCAGAGACCCUCCAGAGGUAUAAGAAAGAUGUGGAAAGGUUAGAAUCUGAACUGAAUGAGAAGAAGAUGAGCCUACAGAGUCGUGAUGAGCAGUUGAGUCAGUUACAGUCUGAUCUCAAAAUGGCUCCAAGAAGAGAGAGAGUGAGUGAGUUAGAGACAGAACUAAAGGAAAGCAAAGAUGAAGGAAAGAAAGUUAUUGAAGAACUAAGAAACCUUGAAUUGAGACACCAGGAUGUUAUGAAUCAGUUAUCUCAAAUGCCAACCACACAAAAACUUGAAAGUUGUGAAAUGAAGAUUAGGGAACUGGAGCUUGAACUGGCAGGAGCUCCACGCCAAGAGAGAGUGACCAGACUAGAGGAAGAUUUAAAGCAAGCACAGGAACAGCUCAAUACUUUACCUAAACAGCAGCAGCUGGACAGUCUCCAGGCAGCCAUUGCUACUCUGCAGUCGUCGUUGGAGCAAUCAAACCAACAGAUUAAGGAAAAGGAGAGUCUAAUCUUAACACUACAAGAACAGCUUAGAAAAUCUCAGUCGGAUGUAUCAGAUAGGGAGGUGUCAUUGGUUGCUUUACAGAAAGAGCUGGAAGCCUCUCAGAGCAGCUGCAGCUCAAAGGAGCAAGACCUUACAGUUGCUCAGAAAGAAGCGAGAGACUUAAAACGACAGAUCACUUCACUUGAGGAGCGACUCCAAUCAAAUGUCAUUGAGAUUAAUGAGUUGAAGCAUAAAAAUGAAGAGGAGACCAAGAGAGUGUCAUUAUUGCAGACUGAAAGGACAGAACUGAUUGGAAAGAUUGAGGAAGGAGAAGGAGUGAGCACAGCCAUUAGUCAAUUGGAACAAGAAAAGAAAUCAAUUGAGGUCAAGUUGGAAUCAGUUCUGAAAGCAGCAUCAGAUAAAGAAUCCGAUCUUCACUUGAAACUUGAAGAAAUUAACAAAUCAAAAACACAGGUAUUAGAAGAGCUUGAGGACGGCAGACGUCAGUUGAAGGAGCUUGAGUCUCAGCUGCAGAAGAAAGAAGUUGCUCUAGCUUCAAGUCAAGGGAAAGUGGAUCUGCUAUCUACAGAACUCAAAACUAAAGAAUCAGCACUGACUGAGCUUCAGAGAGUCACAACUCAGGAACAAACGAAAUCUCAAGAACUUUUGACAAGAGAGAAGGCCAAGACUGAAAGCCUGACUUCAGAUCUUGAAGAAGUCAAAAAUAAAUUCAGUGAAUUUAAAAAGACUGCAUCUGAAGAUGAAGCCACUUUAAAGAAGCAGCUGCAAACUUUACAAGAUCAAGCUCAAAAGCAGCUAACGGAAAUAUCCUCGCAGCUUCAGCAAAAAACGUCAGCUUUACAAAGUCUUGAGGACUCAAGUCGCGAGGAAAAACUACGUCUAGAGAGUGAAUUAGGUCUUCUUCAGCAGAACACAGCAACACAAAAAGAAGAACUUACGUCGCUACAAAAAUCACUCGAGGAGGCUCGGGAUCAGUUGGUUUCAAGUGAUGCUUCGUGGAGAACUGAUUUAGACAGUGAGAGGACAAAAUAUCGAAAAGAAGAAGAGACUCUGAAGGCGCAACUAAACAAUAAAGAGUCUGAGUUGACUUCAGUUCAAGAUGAGAGAGAUAAGUUAAGAGUAUCACUGGAGAAAUGUGAACGGAAUCUUGACACAAGUCAAACUUCUCUGAAAGAGCAUCAGUUGAAAGUACAGGAGCUAGAGGCUGCCAUUUCAAGACAUGAAGAGCAACAGAAGCAGCUGGAGAAUAAUGGCAAAUCCUUAGAGUCGGAACUGUUACAGUUACAAGCUUCAUAUAAAGAACUUGAAGAUAAAUUGAGUUUACAAGAGGCUACAGCAACAAACCAACUUCUGGAGGCUGAAGCAAAACUGGAAAGGAAGAAAUCUGAUCAUGAAGAGCUUCAGAAGAGUGCAAAGACAGUCCAGGAUGAACUGGAGGCCACAAAAAAAGAACUGGAAGUCAAAAAACAGAAAAUUGAAGCACAAGGUAACGAGCAUUCUCAAACCUUGAAACAGUUGGAAAUAAAAGUUGACAAUGAAACCAAGCUACAUUCAGAAAUAAACGAGCUCCAAGGUCUGAUGGCACAAAAAGACACUCAAAUAGAGGAUUAUGAAUCAUCUGUAACUUCACUAAAAGAAGAAGUGGCUUCACUCAAUACCUAUUUUCAACAAAAAUCUGAAUAUGCUAACUCGGUUGAAGCUGAGCUAAAGUCGAAGAAAGAGAAAGUUGAAGAACUUGAAACUGAACUGGCUCAACUCUUGAAUGAGUUGGAGUCAAAGACUCAAAAAUAUGAAGAACAGCUCAAAGAAUUGAGAGAUACAGUUAAACAUCACGAGGAUAAAGAGAAAGCACUAGAAAAUGAAUUGGAAGGAGCCAGAACAGACUUUAAACAUCUCAACUCUCAACUUGACCAAUCUGAGAAGACAAUCCAAGAACUGACGAGAACAAUCAGUGAAAGAGAUUCAGCCAUUGAGUCUGGCAGACUGGAGCUAGAGCAGCUGGGUAAGGAUAGGCUCAACGAAAAGACGUCAAUGGAGACUGAAAUAAACUCACUACAAGUCCAGCUGGAACAGGCAAAGAGUGAGACGGCCCAGGUUAAUUUUGAAUUGUCUCAGUUGAAAUCAAAUUAUGAGAAUCUAAAAGCAAAAUUAGAGAAAGAGACAGCCGAUUUUAAAGCCGACCUGGGUUCUGCCCAUUCCCGUAUUGAAGUACUUGAUAAAGAGAACAGUGAACUGAAGACGCAGCACGAGCGUGAGGUGAAGACCCUCAGUGGUAACCUUGGCACCCUCCGGUUUGAAAUGGAAACCAUGAAACAAAGAGUGAGAGACCUUGAUGAGAAUAACUCCAUACAACACAAAAGGAUCAAUGAAUUAACACAGCUUAACAAUUCUCUUGAAGACAAGAACAGGUCCUUGUUAGAAAAGUUAGUAUCAGAAGAGGAAGUGAGAACUAGAUCCAGUACUCAAAUAUCGGACCUUCAGCACCGAGAGAGGGAACUACACUCUGCUCUCCAGCAGCUGGGAAGAGAGAAUGAAAAAAUGCAGAUUGUUCAAAGGCGCCAGAAGCAGAGACAGUGGGAGAAAGAUGAGGAUGUUGUGAGUUGUCAUGCGUGUCAAGUUAAAUUCUCAGUUAGCGUUAGAAAGCAUCACUGCCGCCACUGUGGUCAAAUAUUCUGUCAAAAGUGUACCUCACAGUCCGUCAUGCUCCCAGCAUCAAAGAAGCCACAACGAGUCUGCAACCAUUGCUACAAGGAGCUUAAUAAAUGAUACCAGUAGACUAGGAUUCAUCUAGCGUUAUAUUGAGCCAAAACAUGCACAUGUAUGCACUAUAUUAUGUUCUUAUACAACAACCCUGAUUUUGCUAAUUUUUAGACCAAUUAAACCCAAUUUUUGCUAAUUUCCUUACCUGUUCUAUCAUGCAGGGAAAAGCACAGAAA
This is a messenger RNA of Amphimedon queenslandica, 4573 nucleotides long. Its product is annotated as early endosome antigen 1-like. The coding region runs from base 42 to 4403 and encodes 1453 amino acids. Lineage: Eukaryota; Metazoa; Porifera; Demospongiae; Haplosclerida; Niphatidae. Gene Ontology annotation, molecular function: metal ion binding. Gene Ontology annotation, cellular component: late endosome; lysosome; autophagosome. The transcript has 41 exons. The record is from RefSeq and is a predicted model, not a curated record. Gene Ontology annotation, biological process: positive regulation of autophagosome maturation; plus-end-directed vesicle transport along microtubule.